Molecule: messenger RNA, 493 nt
Organism: Psylliodes chrysocephalus
Lineage: Eukaryota; Metazoa; Arthropoda; Insecta; Coleoptera; Chrysomelidae
Source: the annotation of a GenBank genome assembly
GGAAGUUUUAAAUGGUUCUUUUUAUCACAUGAAUUAAAAGUCUAAUUUAUCACUAAAAUUAGCAAAAUAUCUAUUUAGGGUUUUUACCACUAAGAACAAUUAACUAUAAUUUAUAAGAUUAGAGCUAUUUUCUCAAAAUUUUAUAUAAAAAAUGCCUGUACCUGGUGGAGUUUAUCAGCAACAAGGUGGCCCUUCAUGUGUGGACAGAAUGAAAAUGGGAUUUUUUCUAGGAUUUUGUGUUGGAAUGGCUAGCGGGGCCUUAUUCGGGGGAUUUUCUGCUCUUAGGGGUGGCCUUCGAGGGAAAGAAUUAGUAAAUACAGUAGGAAAAGUGAUGCUUCAAGGUGGAGGAUCGUUUGGUACAUUUUUAGCCAUUGGUUCUGGCUUGAGGUGUUGAAAUAGUUAGUGGCAGUUUGCAGUAAAUUUUGUCAUAGACUCAAAAAGAAUGCAUUGUGAUUAUUUAAUUCUUAUAAAAUAAAUUUUUAGUGACAAGUUA